Molecule: messenger RNA, 3078 nt
Organism: Microbotryum saponariae
Lineage: Eukaryota; Fungi; Basidiomycota; Microbotryomycetes; Microbotryales; Microbotryaceae
Source: the annotation of a GenBank genome assembly
AUGAAGAUCGCAGUCUUGACACUUGCCCUGCUCGUGUCCACGGCGCAUGCACUCCCGCUUUCGUAUCGCGUCAAACGUGGCAGGUCCGUCGAAUCGUCUGACAAGUUCAGAUGAAGUUCGAACGUUGUUACUGACGAACCAAACGGCUUGGAACUCUUACGUUUUCAGUUUUCCGGGGGAAGGCGGCGCUGGUACCAUGGCAAGGUCCGAAACACCAGCUUCGCCCAAACCUGCUGAACCCUUGCAAGCGGGAUCAGCGCCGCCGCCGCCGAAUAUUGCGAAAGCGCCCUCGAUGCCACCUAAGGCCGAACCCAAAGCCGCUCCCCAACAGUCUACGAAUCUCAAGCAAAGCGCUUCGACUCCCAACAUUGGUCCCUCGACUCCCGGCUUCGGAGCUUCUUCUCAAGUCAAAAGUGGUGGUAGCGUCGGCGGAGCGGUUGCUGCGCAAAAGCAAAAUCCAGGCUCGUUUCCUUCGACAUCGUCCAGCAAGGGUGCGCAAGCGUCGUCGGGCAUGAACUUUGCAGGCUUGUCACAGGUUCAUCCGUCACCUCCAGCUAAUACGCCACCCAAGGUAACGACACCCAAGUCGAGCGAGCCUGUAGUACCCCCCAAGGUCGUAACCCCACCCCAGAUCGUGAACCCCGUGGCUGGCAAGCCCCCCGCCGCACAUCCGGAUCAAAACUCGGAGACCAACACUCUUCUGGGCACGCCACACACUUCCGGUGCACAUAUCGCUACAGCUCAAACUCCAAAGAAGGAUGCUGGUAAAUCCGGACCAUCUGUCGCGGGGUCAAAGAACCCUACCGAGGGAGGAAACAAGGGCUCGACGCUCGACGCAGGUUGGCCUGGAGGAAACAAGGCAAAGUCAUCCACUUCGAAUAGCUUCGAUAAUUCAGAAGAGGGCGGUGGCAUAUUACGUGGUUCGGGGAAGGGCAUCAAGGAAAAAUCGGGCCACACCAAGGCGAAGGAAGUACCGACCACCGGCCAGCCUAUCGGCACAUCGAAGGGCUCGAAUGACGAAGAAGCGAACCGGGGUAAGAGCAGCGACAAGGGCUCGGUACAUCCGGGCUCGACCAACAUGACCAAUCCUUCGACGGAUGGGAAGAAGGGCAUUCACUCGAGCAAGUCUUCGGACGACGGAUCUCCCGAUCUUCCGUCAGGUAGGGGUGUCCCAUCACUCAAACAUGCAGGCAAGUUGCCCAAGGAUGCAAGCCCAAAACCGACCAACACUACCGACGACGGCUCGGGCUCGGACUCAGACGCCGACAAGGACAAGUCCACCGGCGACGGUGCGGACACCGACAAAGACAAGUCUGCCAAUCCCAGUAGUCCGGAUGACUCUACCCCGGAUGAGUCUCCUCGGGACAACUCAACCUCACCAGGCACACCGGCCACCUCAACGCCCGAUACCGACACCACCCCCGACUCUGAUUCGGGUACUCCUACAUCGGAUAGAUCUGGGGACGAGUCGAGCCUUCCUUCAGGCGAUGAGGAGACACCCAGUAGCACCUCGGGCUCUCCGCUCGGUCUCAACGGUCUCGGCAGCGGCAGCGGCAGCGGGACCACUCCCGAUCUUUCAAGCUCGACUCCGGAUACUACCAGCCUGGGAUCGACGCCGGACACGGCAUCGAACGAUUUGCCAGAUUCGGGAUUAUCGAACACUGGGGCGGAUGGUCUGGGUUCCAGUUCAAUCCCCGACGCCGCUUCCUCGGACUCGUCGCUUCCUAAUUCAAGCUCUUUGCCGGAUCCGAGUUCGCUCAGCGAGACGCCAAACACCGACGAGAGCUCGCUUCCUGGUAUGAACGAUACGAGUGAUGCGGGUCCUUUGCCAGACCUCGCGGGGGAUGACAACUCGACGUUGCCGGACGCUACCGACAUUAUGGACAAUUCCACUACCGCCGCGCCGGAUGACACGGCGAACGACACCACGGAUGAUAGCUCGGAUAGCACUUGCGACCUCUUUUGUACCUUCUGGAAAGAGUGAGUUUGACUAGAAUUGCUCGCGACCUGCAUCAGUGCUAAGCGUUUUCAACUGAUUUUGAUCCAACAGUAAAAGCGGAUGCACCAAGACGUGCAAAGCAAUGCUUCAAGGGCUAAAGGAAGCGCAAAACUCGACCGACACCGAGUCGUCUUCGAGUCUCGAUGGCGCUGACGAUACCCCCAUGCCAAGUGGUUUAGGGGACCUGCCUUCCGACAAUAGUACCUCCAUCGGCAAUAGUUCAUCUGAGGGUCUGAAGGAUAUCUCUGAUACCGAUAACUCCUCCGGAGCGGGCAAAGAUACCAGUGCGUCCGACCUCGGCAAACUUCCUGACGUCGACAACAGCACCGACCCGAGCGGUUUGGACGGCACGAACAGUACCCAUCUUAUGGGAACGCCGGAUUCAUUGAACUCGACCGACGCUCUCACUGAUACUCCGAAUGGCAUGGGGGCCGCUGUCGACAGCUCUGGGGAUAGUUGCGACCUUCUUUGUGGAUUUUGGCAAGAGUGAGUCCCGAGACAUUGCUCUCUGAUGACUCGAUCCGGGGCGGGAAUUGACCAGUCUUCUUCUCCUGGGAUGAUGUGUGAACAGCAAAUCCGGGUGCCUCAAGACUUGUCAAGCGAUGACAGCGGGAUUGAAAAAGGCCAAAGAUGAGAAGACCUCGGGUGACGAUAGCGGCGACGAUCCUUCAGACCUGUCCGACCCGAGUGGGCUAGGAGACUCGAGCCCGACCGACGAUCAGGAUCCGUCGGGUGAUAGUUCGGAUGACCCGAGCACCGCCGAUGAUUUGACGGACAAGGGUGCGCCGGAUGAUGGACUAGGUGACAACACCGAUGACACCAAGGACAGCAUGAGUGAUGUCACGAAAGACUCUGAAAAUGGGAAGGGGAAGAAGAAGGGUAAGAAAGGGAAGAAGGGGAAGAAGGGGAAGAAGGCUAAGAAAGCUGGAGAGCAGGAUGGGGCUGAAGGAGCUCCAGAGUCAGACUCGUAUUGGUGAGCCAGGGUCACCGCAUUUCUUCGGUACUAUCUGCUGCGGAUGGACUGACACAGUACGCCGCGAACGCAGAUCAAUCCCUCCGGUGGCCGAAGUGAAUCGUGA